Messenger RNA from Saccoglossus kowalevskii, 1821 nucleotides. Its product is annotated as phenylalanine--tRNA ligase beta subunit-like. Gene Ontology annotation, cellular component: phenylalanine-tRNA ligase complex; cytoplasm. Lineage: Eukaryota; Metazoa; Hemichordata; Enteropneusta; Harrimaniidae. Gene Ontology annotation, biological process: phenylalanyl-tRNA aminoacylation. The record is from RefSeq and is a predicted model, not a curated record. Gene Ontology annotation, molecular function: magnesium ion binding; RNA binding; ATP binding.
CUUCCGGGUUACAAGUCAUUUUGCCGAGUCUUUCAUCAGAAAGUUCUCUCUUUCGUUUCCGUCUAAUUAAGCAAAAUGCCGACGAUUGGUGUGAAACGGGAUCUUCUUUUCCAAGCUCUUGGAACGACAAUGACCGAUGAAGAAUUUGAUGAAUUGUGUUUUGAGUUUGGUUUGGAACUUGAUGAAGUGACAUCUGAAAAAGGCAUGUUGAUACGGGAACAAGGUGAUGAUAAAGGCAUUGAUGCGUCUGAUGCUGUCAUAUAUCGAGUGGAAGUCCCAGCCAACAGUAACAUUCCUGUUAAUGCUACUAAAAGACUAGUUGCUAGUGAUCAUUCGAAGAUUUCUUUGAAAACCAAAAAUAUCUUCAUAGAAAGUACUGCUACUGACCUAACCAAGGCCAAGGUCGUCUUGGAUACAUUGGUUACUAUGUUCUGUGGAUACUGCACUCAACCCUUUAUAGUUGAAUCUGUUGAGGUCAUCAACCCCGAUGGCAGUAAGGUCAUCUAUCCACAGCUGCAGUACAGACAUGAAGUCAUUUCAGUGAAGAAAACAAACAAAGCUAUCGGCAUCAGUGAGAGCGCAGAUACGCUGGCACGGUUACUGACCCGGAUGUGUUUGAAGUCUGAAGUUAUAGACAAUGGUGAAAACAUCAAAGUUGAAGUUCCUCCAACCAGGCAUGAUGUUAUACAUGCAUGCGACAUCUAUGAAGACGCAGCGAUAGCAUAUGGCUACAAUAACAUCACAGAAACCCUGCCAAAAUGUGCUACUAUAGGUGAACAAUUCCCCAUUAAUAAAUUAACUGAUCUACUAAGGAAGGAUUUAGCAGCAGCUGGAUUUACUGAGGCACUGACAUUUGCACUUUGUUCAAGAGAAGAUAUUGCUGACAAACUAAACAAGGAUUUGGCAAACACAAAAGCUGUGCAUAUAAGCAACCCUAAAACUGCAGAAUUUCAGGUUGCCAGGACAACAUUGUUACCAGGGUUACUGAAAACUCUGAGCUCAAAUAAAAAGAUGCCAUUGCCUUUGAAGCUGUUUGAAAUAUCAGAUAUUGUGGUGCAAGACGCUGAUAAAGAUGUUGGUGCUAGAAAUUACAGAAAAUUAUGUGCUGUUUAUUACAACAAAAGUCCAGGUUUCGAGGUGAUACAUGGUCUUCUAGAUAGAACAAUGAAAAUAUUAGAAGUUCCUCUAAAAAAAGACAAUACAGGUUACUACAUACGCAGUGCUGAUGAUGCUACUUACUUUCCCGGGCGUUGUGCUGAGAUUGUUGUCUAUGGAAACGUGAUUGGCAAAUUGGGCGUACUGCACCCAGAUGUCAUCACAAAGUUUGAACUUUCUCUUCCGUGUUCGACAUUUGAAAUUGAUCUACAUCCAUUCCUUUAAGCUAUUCAUUCAAUCCGCUACAUGAAAUUAACAAUAGAAGAGAAUGAUGAAAAAUACAUUAAUUGAGAUCGCUGUUCAUUCCUCCCUGUAGCAAUGUCACCUCUGGGUUGAGUGUUUGAUAUAGUGCUACAUAUGUUAUCGAGUGAUCCUCUAUGCUAAUAUUCUUUCUAAAUGCACUUGUUUUGCCAUUAUAUAGUGACACUAUAUUUUGUUCUUAAAGAUAAUUGUGACCAUGAAGUCAACAUCGUUAUCAUGUCGCAGUCAUUGCUGACGAUUUGCUUUCAAAACCAUGCUUUCACAUUGACAAAACGUAUCGUAUCAUUGCAGUCGUACUGAAAGCAAAUUAAUCAGCAACAGCCACUGUACAAUUUAUAUAGUAUAUACCUUCUUCAUAUUAUUGGAUUUUAUUCAAGUAAAUUAAACUAUUACUGUUGAACCAAA